This is a messenger RNA of Linnemannia hyalina, 2358 nucleotides long. The record is from the annotation of a GenBank genome assembly. NCBI's taxonomy places the organism in Eukaryota, Fungi, Mortierellomycota, Mortierellomycetes, Mortierellales, Mortierellaceae.
AUGCGAAGGCCCAGCGGCAACGUGGGGCAGAAGCAUCAGUACUAUCAUCAUCAACAGUACGACCACCACAACAACUUUGACCGCAACUUCCGUCAGCCCGACUAUCCCCAGCAGCAACAAGGCCAUUACAACUUCAAGGAGUGCCAAUAUAGUCACAGUGGUGUUGAGGCCCACAACAGCGACCCCGAGCCGGCCUUGGGCGACGUUGAGCAGUAUCUCGAGAACCAGCACCAGCUCCUCCAGUCGAACCGUCUUUCAAAGGAGGCCCGCUCACACAAGGCAGCAGGACCCAGGUCAUCAGCCAGAUCCCAAUUGCCCACCAAGCUGGGUCUCAGAUUAAGCCUACCUGGUGCGGCAGCAGAGUCCGACAUGUCGUCCAACUCCAGCUUACGUGGGAGCAGCGACUACGACACUCUCGAGACCGAGGACGACGACAAGGGGAUUCUUGGCAGUGACUCCAACGACACUGACUCGGUCUUGGGCGACGCAAUGGCUCUCGACAAGAGGUCCCGUCGCAAGCGGUCCAUGCAGCGUCUCAUUGCCAAGAACAAGACCCUGAAGUCUUCCCUCCAGCAGGCCAAGGCCGACCUCGCUGCCGAGAGACACAACCGUGCAAUGAUUGACCAGAUCUACCUCAAGAUCAAGAAGGAGCUCAACAGUAAGCUAGAGGCCGAGGAGUCCAAGGUCGCCAACCUUCGCGCAGAGCUUGAGCAGAUGACGCACAAUGUGCAGGAGCUCAAGGAAAACUCGUCCUCGUACAAGAUCGGAUACGACAGUUCGGCCUACUCGCUCUCGUCAGGACUCGGAGGCCUGAUGCUCCACCAUUCCAACAUCCCCGACUGCGAUGAAGACGAAGAAGAAGAAGAGGAGGAAACGUUUAUCAAGGCAGAAAAGUCGAGCAGGACCAAACAGGACAGCUCCUCGUCUUGUGGGUGGCAAGAUAGGUGGCAUACACAGGAGGAAAAGACGGUGGCGGAGGAGGUUCGCGCCACCGACAUUAAUCACGGUGCAGUUUCGGAGCAAGGCGAUGACAGCGAGAAGAAGGUCAGCUUCCUUGCUACUCCGAUUGAUACCCCGGCUCGCGCACGGUCACCUCUUCCGAUCUUCGCUGAAUCCGACAACGAGGAGCAGGGCGACGACGAGUACGAGGGCGACGACAGCGAUGACGAUGAUGGGGAGGAUGCGCCCUGUACAAUGAUGGAGCUUUUCAUUAAUAAGGAGCAAUCUCAAUCCUCCGAAGAUGAUACCCAGGACGCAGCUGCAGACGCCGACGAGACGUUUGAUUCGAUGACCGAGAAGUUUUUACACCAAGCCAUUCGCGCCAAGCUUACAGCCGCACGGACCAUCCUUCAGUUGGACGACCUCUUGCUCAAGUACGACGCCAUCCCUGAGGAGCUCAUCAUGGUUCUUACGCACGAGCUCACAAAGUGGUGGGAGAAGGAGCGUGUCGAGGCUGGAGGACCUGCUACGGGAGGGUGGGGGACUGGGUCGGUUCUGAUGCCCGAGACCGGAGACCGUGUCACCGCUAAGGUGGCGGUGGAGACAAAGUUCAAGUCGGUGUAUGUGCCCCUUUUGCUCAACUAUGUGGCGUCGCACAAGGAACAGCUGAUGCUCUUGGAGAAGCUGGAGCGCUAUGCCAAGGCGAACGACAAGUCGAUGCGCAACCACACCGCACAGUUGAUGGCCUUGUACAAGUUUGACAUUUUGGAUGCCGAUGCGAUCCUGGAGUGGUGGCGUUUGCUCAAGGAGCCUCAGGGCGUUUUUGGUCAUGGCAACGGCCUCCGCAGCAUGGUAGGACAAAAAAACUCAAUGGGACUGAGCUCCAAGUUUGUAGCAUGGCUUGAGGACGAGGAGGACGACUCGGAUGACGACUCGGAUGACGAUGAUGACUCGGAUGAGGAAUCCGAUUCAGAGGACGAGCAUGAGGAGGAGCUUGACGAGGCAAUUGACGCUAACGGUCAAGGCAAGAUCGUCGGGCUCGAUCUUUUGGCGCGGGAGGAGCUGUUGAGUCCACGCAACUUGUUCCAGAGCCUAGACGACGACCUCGCACAAGCUGACGCCGAAAAGGAGAGGAUGAUGGUGAUUUUGUCGGACGAUGGAAUGGAUGACCAGAUGUCGACGUCGUCAUCGCUGGAGCGGAUCGAAGAAUGUGAGCGCAAGCGCAGGAUCAGCUUCUGUACCAACAAUGUCUACAUUCACCAGAAUGGCCGCGUCCGAGUUGACAAGGCUCCAGUCUCGGAUGAGCAAAGGUGCAAGAUGGAGCAAUGUCCUCCCUUUGAAGCUCCAGUUGAUGACGAGGAAGAGGAGGAGGAGGGAGAAGAGGAAGAGGAAGAUGAAGAGGAUUCGGACGACGAGUAG